AUGGAGAUUUCUUCUCACCAGUUUCACCUCUUGCAGCAACUGAAUGAGCAGCGCAGGCAGGACUUGUUCUGCGACUGCAAUAUCCUGGUGGAGGGGAAGGUCUUCAAAGCCCAUCGCAAUGUGCUCUUCGCCAGCAGCGGCUAUUUCAAGAUGCUGCUCUCUCAGAGCUCAAAGGAGACGAGCCAGUCGACGACAGCCACAUUCCAGGCGUUUUCUCCCGACACAUUCACGGUUAUCCUGGACUUUGUGUAUUCAGGGAAACUGUCUCUGACGGGUCAGAACGUCAUUGAGGUCAUGUCUGCUGCCAGCUACCUGCAGAUGACCGAUGUUAUCAGUGUGUGUAAAACCUUCAUCAAGUCCUCCCUGGACAUCAGUGAGAAGGAGAAGGAUCGUUACUUCAGUCUGUCAGAUAAAGAUGUCAAUUCGAAUGGUGUGGACCGGUCCUGCUUGUACAGCUCCGGCUGGAGGGCGGAGAGCAGCCCCCCACACUCACACCUGAGCCCAGAGCAAGGGACGUGUAUGAUGGGUGGCAACACGUGGAGUGGUUUCAGCUACUACCCAACCACUCCGAGGAACACCCCACAGCAGCUGUCCAAACACGAGCCACGGCAGGAGACCGGGAAGAAACCCCGGCACCCAGGGCCGCAGCCGCCCUCUGACAUCCUGCACUAUAAGUCCAGCAAGCUGGAGGAGAGGGCAGCUGAGCCCGGCGGGCACAGUGCUCCGGCUGAGGAGCAAGUUCAGAUUGAAGCAGAGGCUGAAUCUCCUCACGUGGGCUACCAGUACGGGCAGGGCUCUGAUGUGAUGCCGAGGAGCCUGGCUGUGCCGCAGCCGGAGCAUGAAUCGCCCCGUUCCUCCAGUAAACUGAAGGCCUCAAAGGCAGAGGAGCAGUACACAAGCAUGCCCUCCAUCCUGGGAGUCAUGGGCAGCUGGGCUGAAGACGAUCUGCCCAGGAUGAGGUUCAAGUGCCCGUUCUGCACUCACGUGGUGAAGAGAAAAGCCGACCUCAAGCGGCACCUGCGGUGCCACACGGGGGAGCGGCCGUACCCCUGCGAGGCGUGUGGGAAGAGGUUCAGCCGGCUGGACCACCUCAGCAGCCACUUCCGAACAAUUCACCAGGCUUGCAAGCCCAUCUGCAGGAAGUGUAAGCGCCACGUGACGGAGCUGACGGGCCAAGUGGUCCAAGAGGGGACGAGGCGUUACAGACUCUGUAACGAGUGCUUGGCUGAAGCUGGCAUAGACAGUAUCCGCAUUGACUUGGAGGCGGAAGCACCCCUGGAAUUCCCACCAGAUGGAGACAAGGAUUCCAGGUGGCACUAUGGGGAAGAUAACAGAUCGGAUGUGGAGAUCGUGGAGGAUGGGUCAACCGACUUGGUCAUUCAGCAAGUUGAUGACAGUGAGGAUGAAGCAGAUGAAAAGGAAGUAAAACCAAACAUUAGGUAGCUGCAAGGCAAGAACUA
Messenger RNA from Nestor notabilis (Kea), 1460 nucleotides. RefSeq names its product zinc finger and BTB domain containing 8A (gene ZBTB8A). Gene Ontology annotation, biological process: regulation of transcription by RNA polymerase II. Lineage: Eukaryota; Metazoa; Chordata; Aves; Psittaciformes; Psittacidae. The transcript is spliced from 3 exons. The record is from RefSeq and is a predicted model, not a curated record. Gene Ontology annotation, molecular function: RNA polymerase II cis-regulatory region sequence-specific DNA binding; DNA-binding transcription factor activity, RNA polymerase II-specific; protein binding. The coding region runs from base 1 to 1443 and encodes 480 amino acids.